Messenger RNA from Suillus subaureus, 1422 nucleotides. Its product is annotated as TB2/DP1, HVA22 family-domain-containing protein. Bases 55 to 1032 code for a protein of 325 amino acids. The record is from RefSeq and is a predicted model, not a curated record. Lineage: Eukaryota; Fungi; Basidiomycota; Agaricomycetes; Boletales; Suillaceae. The transcript is spliced from 4 exons.
CCUGGUGGCACUGCGUACAAGUGCACUGAUUUUUGUUCUGAGACACUGCACACCAUGCUCUUCUAUUUCACAUCUUGCGUGAUUAGUUCGGUUGUCGUUUUUCUUUAUCCUGGCUAUGCGUCCUACAAAACCCUUUCCCAGAGACCAGCCUCCGAGGCGGAUUUGGAGCGUUGGCUCAUGUACUGGUCGGUGCUUGGAUGUACCGUCGGCGUCGAGUACGCCGCAGAGUGGCUUGUUUCAUGGGUACCAUUCUACUACCUCAUGAAGACCAUAUUUCUUCUAUAUCUAGCACUCCCGCAAACGUGCGGCUCAUCCUACCUCUACAUCAACUAUCUUGAACCAUUCUUUCACACUCAUGAAUCCCAGAUCGAUGCGACGCUCGCAUCUUUUAAAAUUCGGAUUUAUGCCUUCAUCCAACAAAGAUUUCGCAUCUUAUGGGACGCACUCGCUGCAGCAAUCGGUCAACAGCAACAGGCCCAUUUCACCCCUGCAGGCGAGGUGACAGACACCGGUGUACCUCCAACUUUGGCUGGCCCGGCGUCAGGGCCCACUCGUCUUGCAAUGGGGCUCUGGCACUCAUACGGCCCUACGAUCGUCGCUUCUGGCACAGCACUGCUGCGUCAAGGUGCUGCGGCAGCAGGACCAUCUGCUGACCAAGCCUGGAAUACUCCCGCAAACACCUUCACAAGGCGUUCUGAUGCAGGUCAUCAGGGCUCCUUGAAAGAUCGCAGGCGCGAGCUUGAAGCUGAACUUGCGUUCAUCAAUUCGGCAGAGCGUCCUGUUGUCUUGACUCCCCCCGCUUCAGGCUCUGUCCAGCUACCCUCCCGUGCGUCUUCAGACUCUGAGUUACGGGAGCGUGGGUCCAGCUUUGUUGGGCGAUUUGAGGAAGUAGACGUCCCAAGCGAUGCAGAGGGGUAUGAUGUUGAUGGUGACUCUGGUCGGGAGGCUCGUGACAGGCCUGAGGCAAAGAAGGCUGCCAGUUGGUUUGGCUGGGGAAGCGCAGCGCCAAGCAAAGGCGGAAAGUCAGAUUAGUUGGUAGCUUGAUCAUUCUGGGAAUUCGGUAAUUCUGAUCAUGCUCGUAUCCUUUCAUGUGCAAUCUAUACAUACCAUCGUAAUAUUUAUUUGCCUGUCUGCUGGAGCACCGUCAAGUAAUAGCUGAACGUUUGAAGCACGUACAUAAAUCGCCGUUGAUUAAGGGAAGCACCAAAUUUGCGAUAGACAACGUUCGAGUUCGCACCAGACAAUCUGAUCGGAUCAAAUUUGGACCACAAUCAAAUAAGAGCCUUAGUAGGUAACUUCUCCUUUUCUCCGUCGUAGGCGGCAGGGUGACAGUGGAACAAGCCGAGGAGAAUACGUCUUGAGGUCGCUCUAAGACCUGGAGGUUGGCAACAGUGAGCGUUUAUAUGAACACAUCGUACGUAC